This is a messenger RNA of Halichondria panicea, 2772 nucleotides long. RefSeq names its product atrial natriuretic peptide receptor 1-like. The coding region runs from base 78 to 2657 and encodes 859 amino acids. Gene Ontology annotation, molecular function: guanylate cyclase activity; peptide receptor activity; adenylate cyclase activity. The transcript is spliced from 19 exons. The record is from RefSeq and is a predicted model, not a curated record. Gene Ontology annotation, biological process: protein phosphorylation; receptor guanylyl cyclase signaling pathway; intracellular signal transduction. NCBI's taxonomy places the organism in Eukaryota, Metazoa, Porifera, Demospongiae, Suberitida, Halichondriidae. Gene Ontology annotation, cellular component: plasma membrane.
GCAAGCACUAAUAGCUACUAACUCAUAGAAGUGACAGUCUACUAGGCUAGCUGUGACUGUGACAACCAGCAGCACUUAUGUAUCUCUAUCACUUGGCUCCUUGGAAACUUCUAUUGCUGGCACAUCUUUGCAGUGCAUAUCAUGACACCAGUAAUGUGUUGUAUCACUGUUGGCCACUGAAUGCUGACAGUAGCACUGCAACUGUUGACUGCCAAGGAUUGAGUUUGGAAUGGGUUGAUGGAGCUCCUCCAGAGCGGAUGAACCAAGGCCAGCUAUUUAACGUAUCCUAUAGAGCAAGGGUGGACCCUGAGUUCUACACACAGUCAAUGGCCUUCCCUACUCACAACGAGACCUUUGUCCGUGAGUUCUGUGGCCAGAUAUGCUCUGAUAGAGUCGGUGACAUCAAUCUGAACACUUGCUGUGUUUGGCAUGCCAACAUCCAUACCUGUCAUCCCUCACUAUCAAAUCCUCAGUGCAAUUCUACACCAAGAGUGUGCGGCCCGUGGGUGGCGUACGAUGGAGUGUUGUCCACUCACACGCUUUCACAAUAUGGACCACUUAACCGGACAUUUACAAGCGUGAAUGUUCAUGUUGACUUUGAGGGAGUGAAUGUAAUCAUAGCUCAUCUCAAAAUCGGGAAUAUCCAGCUGGUUCUAGGACAGGAGAUCCUGAUAAUGUCAUCUAGAGAGUGUGGGGAUGGUGUGUGUGCCAGUGAAGUGGGAGAGACCUGUGAGACGUGCUCUGUCGACUGUUGUCCUCAACAACAGAGCACCAUCAACACACAGGGGAUCAUUGUUGGCAUCUUUGUACCUCUUGUUCUACUGUCUUUAUCUACCGUUGCCAUAGUUGCUCUCUACUAUGUGCACAAACGGAAGAUGUUUUUCGAUGAGAGUUGGAUUAUCAGUUACGAUCGUUUACAACACAGGGGACCAAAUCACGCCCACUCUAAGAAUAGCGGGGGCAGGCACAUGUCAUUGGAGCCGACGAGGAAACUAUCACUAGAGAGUGCCAACGCAAGAACUUUGUAUGACUUUAAUAUCUCACCAACAACAUUUACAGAUAUUGGAAUCCACGAGGGUCAAGUGGUUGCUAUUAAAAUGAUACGCAGACGAAGCAUUGCACUGACCAGCAAUGUUCGGAAAGAGGUGUUGCAAAUACGAGUACUGGAUCAUCCCAAUAUAUGCAAGUUUGUUGGAGCUACGUUGGGCGACCCAACAAAGCAAGCCAUAGUAACAGAGUAUUGCCCUAAGGGUAGCUUACGUGACGUGCUCAUUAAUAAAGACAUUUCACUAAAUUGGGGAUUUCGAUUUUCCUUUAUGUCUGAUAUUGCACGAGCCAUGUCGUAUCUCCACCAAAAGAGGAUAUAUCACACAAGACUCACUUCAAACAACUGUCUCAUCGACAAUCGCUGGACUGUGAAGAUCACAGAUUUUGGAUUACCUACCCUCCGAUCAACUGAAGAUACGCUUGGUCAUAACAAGAGCGGGUCGCUAAGUAGCCUGUACCGACUAAAGAGGAGGACUGCAAGUACAGAGUAUCUUAGUCCCUAUUUCCCGAAUCAGACGCUACGUAUUUAUCAGCCACCAGAGAUAAAAGACGAUCCAUUAGACGCACUUGUUCCUCGGCCAACAACAGAUGUGUACAGUUUUGGAGUUCUACUAGUUGAAGUGGCAACAAGAAUUGACCUCUAUACUAUGGAUGAGUCAAAGUUGGGCUCCAACUUCAAGCCAGUGAUUCGACUCUCGGACCUAACAAGCUCCGAGGCACCUUGUCCCUGCCCUCUGGACUAUCUUGAUCUCAUAAAGAGAUGCUGGUAUCAGCCUGCUCUUCGAAGACCAACCUUUGAGCUUGUUAAGAAAACUCUCACUCAGAUCAACCCACACAAGGAGAAUCCAGUGGACAUGAUGAUGGCUAUGAUGGAGAAAUAUUCCAAACACCUCGAGGCUCUUGUGGCUGAGCGAACUUACGAGUUGGAACUGGAGAGAAACAAAACGUCAAGUGUUCUGCACAGUAUGCUACCAAAGACUGUAGCUAAUGAUCUAAUAUACGGCAAGCCUGCCCCGGCAACCAGCUUCCAAUCUGCAACCAUUUUUUUCAGUGAUAUUGUGGGCUUCACCAAACUAGCGAGUUCCAGCACUCCCAUGGAGAUAGUCACAUUCCUCAACGAACUAUACACUGUGUUUGACAGCAUCCUGGACCAUUUCAAUGUCUACAAAGUCGAAACAAUUGGUGAUGCGUACAUGGUAGUGUCUGGCGUCCCCAGUGAGAAUGGAGACCGCCAUGCAGGGGAGAUAGCCAGUAUGGCCUUGGAGCUCCUUGCUGCCAGUAAGCUGUUCAGGAUCCCGCACAGACCAGAGAUGACACUAGAGAUAAGGGCUGGAGUACACACUGGUCCUGUUUGUGCUGGCGUGGUGGGUAUGAAAAUGCCUCGAUACUGUCUCUUUGGGGACACAGUUAACACGGCCUCGAGAAUGGAGUCCACCAGUGAAGCAAUGAAGAUUCAAUGCAGCUCUGAUACGUACCAGUUGCUGAUGAAACUGGGAGGGUUUCAUUUGGAGAGCAGGGGAGAGAUUUCAGUCAAGGGGAAAGGUGUCAUGGACACUUGGUGGAUAAUGGGGAAGCUCAGCACUGAACAAGUGAACAUCAUAUUCGAGUGAUCAUACAUAAAACUGUUACAACACAAUGAUUUCGUUAUUUUUUUAUUAUCAAAGUAGAUCUAUUUUGUGUAUACCGUACCCUCGCGAAAAUAAGCCCAUCUUGAAUAAACGCCCA